Molecule: messenger RNA, 4524 nt
Organism: Nycticebus coucang (slow loris)
Lineage: Eukaryota; Metazoa; Chordata; Mammalia; Primates; Lorisidae
Gene: ARVCF
Product: ARVCF delta catenin family member
Exons: 19
Coding region: 224-3643 (1139 amino acids)
Biological process (GO): cell-cell adhesion; cell-cell junction assembly
Cellular component (GO): nucleus; cytoplasm; adherens junction
Molecular function (GO): cadherin binding
Source: RefSeq, a predicted model, not a curated record
GCGAGGGGCGGGGAGGGCUGGCCGGCGGGCUGCGCGCUGGCCCUGAAGGGAGGGGUCUGCCCCGCACCCGUCCGAGGUAGGGCCCCGCGGACCGCGACCCGCGCCGCGCCCUGGGGACGCUGUUCCCCGCGUGCCAAAGGACCCGGGGACGCCCGGCCGGGGGCGGGGGCUGCGCUGCGGAGCCGCCCACGCCACACUCCAGGAGCCGGAGACGAUAGGAUGGAUGUUGGGAUGUGCUGAUCUCCCCUCAAGACAGCUGGCAGGCACCCUGGUCAUGGAGGACUGCAACGUGCACUCGGCCGCCAGCAUCCUGGCCUCAGUGAAGGAGCAGGAAGCCCGGUUCGAGCGGCUGACACGGGCACUCGAGCAAGAGCGGCGCCAUGUUGCCCUGCAGCUGGAGCGUGCCCAGCAGCCUGGCAUGGGCAGUGGUGGUGUGGGCAGCGGGCAGCCCCUGCCGAUGGCCUGGCAACAGCUGGUCCUGCAGGAGCAGAGCCCAGGCAGCCAGGCCUCACUGGCCACAAUGCCAGAGGCGCCCGAGGUUCUGGAGGAGACCGUGACGGUGGAGGAGGACCCUGGCACCCCUACCUCUCACGUGUCCAUCGUCACAUCUGAAGAUGGCACGACUCGGCGCACUGAGACCAAGGUUACCAAGACAGUCAAGACGGUGACCACGCGGACAGUACGCCAGGUGCCCCUGGGCCCAGAUGGACUCCCCCUACUGGACGGUGGCCCCCCACUAGGCCCUUUUGCCGAUGGCCCCCUGGACCGGCACUUCCUGCUACGUGGUGGUGGCCCAGCAGCCACGCUCUCCAGAGCCUACGUCAACAGUGGGGGUGGCCCUCCUGAUGGCCCAGAGUCCCGGGAUGGCCCCAGCUACGGCAGUCUAUCCCGUGGGCUAGGUGUGCGGCCCCCACGCACCGGCCCCCUUGGCCUGGGCCCCGCUGAUGGCUGCUUCACGUUGCCUGGCCGCCGUGAGGCCUUCCCGGUGGGCCCUGAGCCUGGGCCGCCAGGUGGCCGCUCCCUGCCUGAGCGCUUCCAGGCAGAGCCCUAUGGCUUGGAGGACGACACUCGCAGCCUGGCUGCUGAUGAUGAGGGUGGCCCUGAGCUGGAGCCUGACUAUGGCACAACCACGCGGAGGAGGCCUGAGUGUGGGCGGGGCCUGCGUAACAGGGCCUACGAGGACGCGGCAGAUGAUGGUGGCGAGCUACUGGAUGAGCGGCCUGCAUUCCCGACAGUAACAGCGCCCCUGGCCCAGCCAGAACGGGGCAGCCUGGGCAGCCUGGACCGGCUGGUGCGGCGCUCACCCUCGGUGGACAGCACCCGUAAGGAGCCGCGGUGGCGGGACCCCGAACUUCCUGAGGUGUUGGCCAUGCUGCGGCACCCUGUGGACCCUGUGAAGGCCAAUGCGGCCGCCUACCUGCAGCACCUGUGCUUUGAGAACGAGGGCGUUAAGCGCCGCGUUCGGCAGCUGCGGGGACUGCCUCUGCUUGUGGCGCUGCUGGACCACCCUCGGGCUGAGGUGCGGCGGCGGGCCUGCGGGGCACUGCGCAACCUCUCCUAUGGCCGUGACACUGACAACAAGGCUGCCAUCCGAGACUGCGGCGGUGUGCCCGCCCUGGUGCGCCUGCUGCGGGCUGCCAGGGACAGUGAGGUCCGUGAGCUGGUCACUGGCACACUCUGGAACCUGUCAUCUUAUGAGCCCCUGAAGAUGGUUAUCAUCGACCAUGGCCUGCAGACGCUGACACAUGAGGUCAUCGUGCCCCACUCAGGUUGGGAGCUCGAGCCCAAUGAGGACUCCAAGCCACGGGAUGCCGAGUGGACAACUGUCUUCAAGAACACGUCAGGCUGCCUGAGGAAUGUGAGCUCAGAUGGUGCCGAGGCCCGGCGGCGACUCCGGGAAUGCGAAGGGCUGGUGGAUGCGCUCCUGCACGCCCUACAGUCAGCUGUGAGCAGGAAAGACACAGACAACAAGUCAGUGGAGAACUGCGUGUGCAUCAUGCGGAACCUGUCCUACCACGUGCACAAGGAGGUGCCUGGGGCCGACAGGUACCAGGAGGCAGAGCCCGGGCCCCCAGGCAGUGCCGCAGGCCCCCAGCGCCGGAGGCGGGAUGACGCCAGCUGCUUUGGUGGCAAGAAGGCCAAAGAGGAGUGGUUCCAUCAAGGGAAGAAGGAUGGUGAGGUGGACCAGAACUUUGACACACUGGACCUGCCUAAGCAAACGGAGGCUGCCAAAGGCUUUGAACUGCUGUACCAGCCCGAGGUGGUACGUCUGUACCUCUCCCUCCUCACGGAGAGCCGGAACUUCAAUACUCUGGAGGCUGCCGCUGGCGCCCUGCAGAACCUCAGUGCCGGCAACUGGAUGUGGGCCACAUACAUCCGCGCCACCGUGCGCAAGGAGCGCGGGCUGCCCGUGCUCGUGGAACUGCUGCAGUCCGAGACCGACAAGGUGGUGCGCGCCGUUGCCAUCGCUCUCCGCAACCUCUCGCUGGACCGGCGCAACAAGGACCUCAUCGGGAGCUACGCCAUGGCAGAGCUGGUGCGGAACGUGCGCAACGCGCAGGCUCCGGUGCGACCCGGGGCCCGCCUGGAGGAGGACACGGUGGUGGCCGUGCUGAACACCAUCCAUGAGAUUGUGUCUGACAGCGUGGAUAACGCGCGCUCGCUCUUGCAGGCCCGCGGUGUGCCGGCGCUGGUGGCUCUGGUCGCCUCCAGCCAGUCCGUGCGCGAGGCGAAGGCUGCGUCCCACGUGCUGCAGACAGUCUGGAGUUACAAGGAGCUGCGUGGCGCCCUGCAGAGGGACGGCUGGACCAAGGCGCGCUUCCAGUCAGCAGCUGCUACCGCUAGGGACCCCAAGGGAGCACCAAGUCCCGGGGGCUUUGAUGACAGCACACUGCCGCUGGUGGACAAGAGCCUGGCUGCCCGCCCGUGCCUUGCAGACAGUGAGAAAACAAGCAGCAGAGACGUGAUUCCCAUGGACACACUGGGCCCAGACGGAUACUCCACCGUGGACCGGAGGGAGCGCAGGGCUCGGGGCAAUGGCUCCACAGGGGAGGCCUCUGAGAAGGAGCCUUUGAAAGUAAGUGGCUGUGGGCAGGCACCCAGGGAGGCUCCAUCCCUAGGAGUGGCCUGGAGAGCAGCCCAAGCCUUACAGAGUCUGGUCUGGGCCCUGGGGGACCAAGCACAGGAGGCUGCCCUCUUAUGUGAGUCUGUGGGUGCUCAUGGGUUUGUGGCUUAUACCUGCUUGGAGGCGGGGCAGGACAGUGCUGCCCAGCCACACGCUGCAGGCAUGUCUGCACCCUCUCUGCAUGAGCAUGCUGGGCAAGGGCAGCACCUGCCACCCACUCUGCACCAGUCCCUAGGCUUCCUGCACAGGCCUCUGUGUGUCCACGCACCAUCCUGGCCCCUCGACCUCAGUGCCCCCGUGCUGCCUUGGCUGGCCACCCUCACACCACUCUGGCCGUGGCCCGGCCCCCUGUGCAGCCCUGUCCUGUGGCCAGUGCUGACUAACCUGCUUUGUUGUGCUUCUAAUGCCCUCCUGUCCACCUGCUCGCCAUGUGCUGCAGCUCCACCCCAGCAGGAAGGCCCCGCCCCCUGGGCCCAGCAGGCCCGCGGUCAGGCUAGUGGACGCCGUGGGGGACGCUAAGCCUCAGCCCGUUGACUCCUGGGUCUAGCUUGCAUGCCUGGGCCCAGGCCCAGCUGCUUGUUCUUAGGGUUCAUUUCACCCGAGAAGGGCCGUCCUCAGCAGACCCUGUCAUGGAGCUCCAAGCGCCCUGGUGGCAGGGGUUGGCAGUGCCUCUGGCCCAAGCCAGGGCCCAGCUUUGGGAUGCCCUCCUGCCCCUCCCCGCCCCCCUCUGCUCUCCCCACCUAACUCCCUAGGCCUAAGUUAGUUGUUUACUGACAUGGUGCUGUGUGUGAGCGAGUGAAAGAAGGCCUGACAAGGCUGGCUGAGCUGCAAGGGCAGGGCCAGGCAGGCAGCAGGGAAGGUGUCUGGCUGUGCUUUGGGGCUAGGGGGUGAAGGGAUUGUACCCCUGUGUAAGGGUGCAUAAGAGGAGUGGGCUGGGCUGGCGGUGUAGGCCCCAGGGACAGGCAGCCAGGCAGAGUGGGGGCAGGGGAGAGAAGUAGAGAGCUCUCCUUGUAGCCACCCUGCAUGGCCGGCAAACCACAGAGGAAGGCCUGGGCCUAGGCAAGGUGGCUUUGAAGGCAUCGCAACGGGGUCAGGCUCCACGUGCCCUACCACCUGUCUUGGUCCUGCAGAUGUGUGGGCCCCCCUGCAGCGGGGCCCUUCCCUGCACUGACCAUCAGGGCUGCAGCUGCUGCAUCUGCCCAGAGCCCCAAGUAGCACCUCGGGGACUGAGCUUCAGCAGUGGUGGGGAUACUGCUGUUCAGUGCCUGCUGUUUGUGACUUAAAAACAGAAGAAAAACACUGACGAAAUGCAUUAAAAAUGAAACCAAAAUAAGACUCUAUUGGUAAACAUCUCAAUUUUUGUAAGAAAAUUUAAAAAUUAAAAAAAAGCAACAAAACAA